AUGAUUUGCCUGAAAUACACAAAUAUGGCGAUAGCCGGCCUCAGAGAAGCACUUUGUGACCCGAAGAAGGCGACGAAGCCUGAGACUGUCACGACUGCAAUGGCCUUGUGCAUGAAUGAUGUUUGCAAUGGGAAUAUGAAGAUCUGGCGGACGCACCUCCGUGGAGUCUUGCGAAUUCUUAUGGCGCUUCUGGAACACCAACGGGUGUCACUCAAGGUUAUGAAUGAUCCUUUCAUUCAAUGUCUAGUGAAGUGGUUCAAGACCAUGGAUAUACUAGCUGCCUUGUCAGGAGUUCAUGGCGAGUGCAUUCAUAAUCCUGGAAAUGGGCCGUUGAAUUCGCUUUCAGACCAUACAACUUGGCACGUGGAUGAAAUAAGCGGCUACUCGUUGGAACUUAUCCCCAUACUUGCAGAAGUAUCCAACUUGGCUAGCCAAAUACGGCUUCGUGUAGCUGGAGAAACGGGAAACGACUAUGCACCAUCCCUAGAGAUGAUGAUCCAAGCUGAGGAACUCGAGUCAAAGCUUUUGCAACUUCUCGACCGGCCAGUUUGCGACGAGACCUUAUCCCGUGGUGGCAGCAUCGCUUUGGAGCUACAGAGCACACAUCUUUCAUUCGUACAUUCUGCACUACUCCAUCUCCACAGACGUGUGCAGUUGCAUCCCAAAGACCAUAUCAAAGUCAGAACCGAUAUCAAAAACAUUCUCGGUGCCUUGAGUCUCAUCGAGCCACAUUCACCUAUGAAUAUACUCAUUCUUUGGCCGAUAUUCAGUGGUGGAUGUGAGACUGAGGAGAGCGAGGAGCGAAAUACGAUACUAGCACGCAUGGGAAACAUGCAGAAGCUUGGUAUGGGUAAUUUUACAAGAGCCAGAGAGGUACUGCGCAAAUACUGGGUAUCAGGUAGUCAACUACCCUGGGAUAUCUACCUCGCACGACUUGGGCUGGAGCUUGUUUUGUUUUAA
Molecule: messenger RNA, 960 nt
Organism: Penicillium daleae
Lineage: Eukaryota; Fungi; Ascomycota; Eurotiomycetes; Eurotiales; Aspergillaceae
Product: transcription factor domain-containing protein
Exons: 1
Coding region: 1-960 (319 amino acids)
Biological process (GO): positive regulation of transcription by RNA polymerase II
Cellular component (GO): nucleus
Molecular function (GO): transcription cis-regulatory region binding; DNA-binding transcription factor activity
Source: RefSeq, a predicted model, not a curated record